CUUCUUUUGAGCCGCAACGCCCACUCGCAGGACGAAAGCUCGCGCGGUACACCACAGGCGACAACUCCGCCGUAUUCCAAUCUCACGAACCAUUUUUAGUGAGACGUCCAAGUGUACAUUCUAAUUUUUGAAGAAAUAUCCACGUGCCUAUAGGCGCGAUCUGAUCUAUCAUCAUGAAGCUCGUUCGAUUCCUUAUGAAAUGCGCGAAUGAGACGGUGACGAUUGAGCUCAAGAACGGCACCAUCCUCCAUGGCACAAUCACCUCCGUCUCUCCGCAGAUGAACACCGCUCUGCGAACGGUCAAGAUGACCCCCAAGGGCCGCGACCCCAUCUCUCUGGACACCAUCAACAUCCGAGGCUCCACGAUCCGUUACUACAUCCUCCCUGACAGCCUGCCAUUGGACACGCUACUGGUGGAUGACCAACCGAAGCCCAAGAACAAGGCGCGGAAGGAGGCUGCUGAUCGCGGUCGCGGCCGAGGCGGUCCCCGUGGCCGCGGAGGUCGCGGUCGUGGACGCGGACGUGGCAGAGGUUUCUAAAGAGGGAGUAGAGUGGGAUAUUGUUACCGGGAUAUUGUGGUCAUUUUUACCUUUUUUCCCCUGUGGCUAACUAUUUUUCCUGGGGUUUUAUGUGUCUCUUUUUAUUAUUCCAGAGCACGGAUGGCAUAAUUGAUUUAUCCUGCAAAAGUGUGCGUCAUGGAGUGUGAUUUUGUUCCUUUAUAUGCGUCGAGGCAUGGCUGGAGAGAAAAAGUGAAUACGGAAGAUUACAUUGAUUCGGCGACUUGCUAUGUUGCGGAACGUUGGCGCGGAGGACAUGCAGACAAUAUGCCCGGCUCUAGAUGGAGGGCCAA
This is a messenger RNA of Paecilomyces variotii, 850 nucleotides long. Its product is annotated as small nuclear ribonucleo protein Sm D1. NCBI's taxonomy places the organism in Eukaryota, Fungi, Ascomycota, Eurotiomycetes, Eurotiales, Thermoascaceae. The record is from RefSeq and is a predicted model, not a curated record. Bases 174 to 539 code for a protein of 121 amino acids. Gene Ontology annotation, cellular component: spliceosomal tri-snRNP complex; U5 snRNP; pICln-Sm protein complex. Gene Ontology annotation, molecular function: RNA binding. The transcript has 3 exons. Gene Ontology annotation, biological process: RNA processing; spliceosomal snRNP assembly.